GGGGAGGGGCCGGGCGGUGUUGUCUCAGCCACUUCACACGUCUUCACCCUCCACGACAAAAGGUCUGUCGUCUGUCGUCUGGCCGCUGCGUGUCCAGACGGUCCAGCAGACGGCAACUUCAAACCUUGAGUUUCUCAAGUUCAAACCUUGCCUCCCCGCCGCCACCACGGCCCGUAGAGACCCCCCGCCACGGCCCGCCGGAGAGGAGGAAAGGGAAACAAGGGAUUCCAAGGCCAAAUCAGCGCAGCGAGGCUACAAGAAAAAGAGAGAGGGAAGAGAAAUGUGUGAGUGAGAGAGAAGAAGGCAGCGGCGGGCCGAGCCAGUGUAUAUUUUUUCGCCAAUCAAGUACCUGCGGCUGAACUUUGAUCAGACCAGCCGCCUUAUCUCGGUUCGUCUGCUUUGACAACCCCCUUUGACCUAUCCAAGCGAGCGAGCAUGGAGCCCACACCGACCGAAAUUCAAGAACUGAGAGACCAAUUCAUGAAGAAAUUGGAUGCUGAUGGCUCGUCCAUACCAGGGGGUAUUCAUCCAGCGGAUCUUGCUCGCAUUCAAGGAGGAGAUGACUGGUUACGCCGAUUUCUUCUCCACAAUGACAACGAUGUUAAAGAGUCACUAAACAUGAUGUGGGAAACUUGUAAAUGGCGCAAAACUUUUGGUACAAAUGAUCUUAAUGAGCAGAAUGUGAGAGUAGAGUAUCUUGAAGACGGAAGUAUGUUUAGUCACAGCAAGGACAUUGAUGGAAAAUCAUUAUUUAUUUUGAAGUGCAAGAAACAUGUGAAGGGUCAACGAGACAUGGAUGAACUGAAAAAAUGUCUUGUCUAUUGGUUUGAACGUCUGGAAAGGCAAGAUAAAGGAGAUAUGAUUACUCUCUUCUUUGACAUGGCUGAUACUGGCCUGUCUAAUAUGGAUAUGGACUAUACCAAAUACCUGAUCUCUCUAUUCAAGCUUUACUAUCCGUUCUUUUUGAACUAUAUCCUCAUUUUUGAAAUGCCAUGGAUCCUCAACACUGCAUUUAAAAUAAUCAAGUCAUGGCUACCUGAGAAAGCUGUAAAGAAGAUUAAUUUUGUGAAUAAGAGUACUUUAAAGAACUUUGUGGAGCCAAAGAAUGCCCUGUCAUGCUGGGGAGGAGAGGACGCCCACGAAUUUUCGUUCACACCUGAAGACAGAAAUGGCAAAGUAGAAAGAAAAGUUCAUUUUGCUGACUCUCAAGGUGACUCUUCUCCAACAGCGGAAACUGGACAUGGUGUGUCUGGACUCAAGGUUAAAAUAAGCCCCACUGACCACAUUGUCUUUGACAACAGUGUAGAUUCAGAACUGAGGGCAGCUCUUUCUCUCACAAAUUCUGAUGAUAAAAUUAUUUCAUAUAAGAUUAAAACAACUUCUCCAGAAAAAUAUCGUGUUCGUCCGUGUUUGGGAGUCUUAAAACCAGGAGCCUCAGUCUCUGUGGUUGUGGCAGUUCACGCUGGCUUUCAACUGUCAGCUUUGUCAAGAGAUAAGUUUCUGAUCAUGGGAAUGUCAGUUGAUUCUGCGGAAAUGUCAAAUCAAGAACUUACAGACUUAUGGAAGCAACGUGGGAGCACCGCAACAGAAAUUAACCGGUUAAGAUGUAGUUCCCCAUCUGAAAUAAGUAGCCGCAAUGGAAGUAUUUUGGGCAACGCGUCUGUGUCUCCAGACAAAUUAUCAGUAGUGUGUGAUAAUGUCAAUAAACUGGUCAGGGCAAAUGCUCUGAUGGAAACUGAAAUUCGACAAACUCGCAAGUACCAACAGGUUCUUACUGCUUGUGUAUGUAUGUGUGCUGUGGGAAUCAGCUAUUUGGUUUGGAUUCUUCGUGAUUACAUUGCUGAGGAAAAGUCUUGUCCUGUGUCUCAACUUUCUGAUUCCUAAUUAUGUUGUCCUGUUUUGACAUAAAAGUUUCAUGAAAUGUUCCAAACAAUGCACUACGCAUCUCUUGUUCUUCAUAGAUGAGAGUUUUUAAGCUGCACUUAAAUUAUUGAUUUCACAGAAACGUACCUGCAGUAAACAUAUGAACUAUAAUUUAUUUGAAGUAAACAUUGUCUUUACUUUAUUGUUGUAGAUUAUUGCUCAUGGGAUCAGGAUUGGUGCUUCCUAGUGGUCAUUGGUUUUUAAUAUCCUGUUUGUUCAUGGCCUAUGCUCACGGUUUUAUCUAUCUUCUGUUUUAUGAAAUUGUGAUAUAUUGUUUUAUAGGAAGAUAGUUGUGUAAAAGAUACCUUCACUUUGGAUUGUCUUCCUUCCAUUUGUACCUAUUUUUUUGAAGUGUCACUGCUCUGGUGAAUCCCUUGUACCAGUGAGAAUACCCCAUGUCACUGUCAAGUGUUUUUCAGCAAUCAAUGAAGAAAUAUCUUGAGCUGCUUCUGACAGUUGGAUGUUAGAUUCAAACUAGUUUUCUCUGCCUUAGGCGCUUUUUUGAAGUCAAUGUUUGUGACUUAUGAUUGUACGUACUGUCACUAUGCAUACAUAUCACUGUAGGAAUCUCUGCAGAAAACAUUUGUAUGCAUAACUUUACAGUAUUGUUUCUUUCAAUUUUAUCUAAUUGUAGAGUUAUAUUAUAUUGCAAUAUGACUUGUAGUGAAACAAAGGGCCUCCUAGGUGUCGGUGUGAUAAACCUUUUUUCUGUUAUCUUAGUUUAGAGCUGCUCCAAUGCUGGACGUUUAGGGACAUUUCAAGCACUGGAAAUGUGUUUUAUACUUAUGAAGUAGUAGCCAUGCAGCUGUCAGUUUUACUGCAAGUGCUCAAUGUAUUAGAAUUUGUAGACAUUGUGUAGAAAAUGCUUCGUACGGAUACACCACAGGUAGACCAAAGCAAUCUUAAUCAGGUAAAAAGGUAUUCGGUAUUGUUAGUUCAUUGUGAUUAUUCCACUGAAGUUGUCUAGUUUAUACCAAGCAUCACAUUCUCACAUUGUUGAAACUAGACUGAUAUCUUUGCUAUUGCUAGUAGGCCAUAAAUAAAUGUGUUGCUAAUUUUGUAACUAAUCAGCUACAUUCCGAUUAUUUUUUUAUUUGUACUACUCAUACCUAUACUGUAUCUUUUUCAUAACUUUAAUUUUAUAUAUGUAUUGAUAAAUGUUUCAUCUAUUAAUGUGUCUUCUAAAAUUAGCCCCAGAAAAUAAUCUUAAUACAGAGAAGAACCAGUUUUGUGAUCUAUUGCCUGUGUCUGUUUUUCUUUGUGGCAAACCAUUGGUAAUAUUUUUUUAUGCCUGCUUCUCCUCUAUGGGGUUGUUGGUUUUAGAGGGACCUGAUGUGUUACUGUUGUUGCUGCAGCAGUUUUGUUUUAAUGUUAAUUGUUCUAUUGGUCUUUAAAUAUAUAUCUUUACUUAUUUUUAAUUUUUUAAAAGUUUAAGUACCGUUUGAUCACAACAAUGUGAACUGAACUGAAUUUCUGAGGAAAUUUAUCGGUAACUGCCUUAAUUGUUUAGUAAUGUAGAGCACAUUCUUUGCCUUUUAUGAGGUGCUAAAUUUUGAAAAGUGUAUAUAUGCACAAUAGUUCUUGUGUCAUUUUGACAUUUGCUGUCUUUGUUUUAUGGUAGUUGUAUUUAGUUGGACACUGAUUGCUCUCUAACAUGUCAUCCAAGCUCUAAUAGCAGUAGUUUUUACGUCAGGUGAUGCUUCUUGUCUCAAAUGGGUGUUUAAAAAGUACAGUCCCAACUGUCUACUUUUUAGAAGGUCGAUUUCUAUUGGCAACUUUACUUGCAAGAGUAAACAUGCUGUCUGUGAGAUUGACUGUGCUUUUGCAUUAUGUUACACGUUGGAAACGAAUGCUUUUUUUUAGUUUCAGUGUACCAAAUUUUUUUACUUCUAUCUAUUACUACGUAUAUGAAGAUGUGCAUUUAUUUCUUGAUACUUGUGACAUUGUGAUAUGUUUUUCUGCAUCAACUCUUUAUCAAGUAAAAAAGUAAAAGCAUGCUAGGAAAAAAUCCUUAUCUAUUGACUCUUGUAAACUUUGUUACUCAUUGUUUUGUUUUGUGAAAAUACAGCUAAUAGUAAUUGAAA
Molecule: messenger RNA, 4007 nt
Organism: Frankliniella occidentalis (western flower thrips)
Lineage: Eukaryota; Metazoa; Arthropoda; Insecta; Thysanoptera; Thripidae
Product: motile sperm domain-containing protein 2
Exons: 11
Coding region: 436-1884 (482 amino acids)
Source: RefSeq, a predicted model, not a curated record